GCUAACUUCGAAAAUAAAGAUGCCCUCAUAGAGAGAGAACCACUUGCCUCUGGUGGAGUCUGUGUGGGACUGGGUGAGAGGCUGGCACUUCCUGCAGAAGUUCCCUUCCGUCUGCUCAGGCAAGUAGUCACACCACAGCUACAUUCUCAGCUCCGAAGUGACAGCUGUUGGGUCCAGAGAGCGCUGUGAGCCAGCAGUCUGGUACUGACUGGCUUGAACUCUGCUGAGUAAGAUCAUGAUGAAGGCCCUCCUCAGAGAAAAGGGCCCUGUGGCCUGAAGCAGACUUCCUACAUAAUCCCUGCAGCCUGAACUCCAUCACAGCCCGAGGUGGUCCAGAUCAGACAGCCUCAGCCCAGGCCACCAGGGAGAGGCUGGCUGGCUGACAUGUGAAUUCACAGACAAGGACCUCACGAUGCCCACCUCCUUCCCCGAAAUGGAUCUAGAGAAUUUUGAGUAUGAUGAUUCUGCCGAGGCCUGUUAUUUGGGCGACAUUGUGGCCUUUGGGACCAUCUUCCUGUCUGUCUUCUACUGCCUGGUCUUCACGUUCGGUCUGGUGGGAAAUCUGCUGGUGGUCCUCGCCCUCACCAACAGCCGGAAGCCCAAAAGCAUCACCGACAUCUACCUCCUGAACCUGGCCCUGAGCGACCUGCUCUUCGUGGCCACCUUGCCCUUCUGGACUCACUAUGUCAUCAGCCACGAGGGCCUCCACAAUGCCGUGUGCAAGCUCACGACUGCCUUCUUCUUCAUUGGCUUCUUUGGGGGCAUAUUCUUCAUCACCGUCAUCAGCAUCGACCGGUACCUCGCCAUCGUCCUGGCCGCCAACUCCAUGAACAGCCGGACAGUGCAGCACGGCGUCACCAUCAGUCUGGGCGUCUGGGCGGCGGCCAUCUUAGUGGCGUCACCCCAGUUCAUGUUCACAAAGAGAAAGGACAACGAAUGUCUGGGCGACUACCCCGAGGUCCUGCAGGAAAUCUGGCCCGUGCUCCGCAACUCGGAAGUCAACAUCCUGGGCUUCGCCCUGCCCCUGCUUAUCAUGAGCUUUUGCUACUUCCGCAUCAUCCAGACGCUGUUUGCCUGCAAGAAUCGCAAGAAGGCCAGGGCGGUCAAGCUCAUCCUCCUGGUGGUCGUUGUCUUCUUCCUCUUCUGGACGCCGUACAACGUCGUGAUUUUCCUGGAGACUCUCAAAUUAUACGACUUCUUCCCUAGUUGUGACACGAGGAGGGACCUGAGGUUGGCCCUCAGUGUGACAGAGACAGUGGCGUUCAGCCAUUGUUGCCUCAACCCCUUUAUCUAUGCCUUUGCUGGGGAAAAGUUCAGAAGAUACCUGAGACACCUGUACAGGAAGUGCCUGGUCGUCCUGUGCGGUCAUUCUGUCCACGCCAGCUUCUCGACAGAGUCCCAGCGGAGCAGGCAGGACAGCAUUCUGAGCAGCUUCACUCACUACACCAGUGAGGGAGAGGGGUCUCUCCUCCUCUGAAGGGGUCUCCCCGACCCUAACUCCACUAAGAACCCAGAGUUCUUGCAUCUGACUCUGUGUAAUGAAGGCAGAUUCCCCAACCGCUCCCCCUGAGUCUUAUGUGCAAGAAAUAUGGACCAGAUGCCUGCAAAUUAACCCCAUGGUGUUUUUGAAAAUUUUAUGUUCAAUGUGUAAAAAGCACACAUAUCUCUUACUGCAAAUGGUGAACACAUUAGGGCUUACCAGUGACAAAGAUUCUAACCAGAUUAGUGCAAUUACAAAGGGGUUGGUGAGUCCUGGUCCCACGAUCGUGAGAAGGCACGGCUAAGUCCUCAGGCUGAGUGGGAACCAAAGCUUAGAUCCAAUGUCCCCUGUCUGACUAAAUCCUCAAACUGAGUGGGAACUAAGGUUUAGAUCCAAAGUGCCAUCUCUGACCUUCAGAUCCUUCAUAGUGACAGAUCACCCAGGCUUUAUCAUCAGAGAAGGGCCUCAUCCCUCUCUGAGUUCAAAAUCGGCAUUCCCAGGGAACGCCUCCAUUGGCCAAGCGCGUCGGGUGCUCACCCCUCGACUGGGUGGUGUUAUUGAAAUAGAGGGGAUACCUAAGACGUUGUUCUCAAGGUUAGUGGUGGAGAGAGGCGUAUCUCCAAGUACUGGAGGCUGGGAGCUACUCUGACAGAGCAAGAGCGGCUCACCCACCUCGCUGAGGGGCUCACUCAGACUCUCCCUCAGUGACUCGCAGUGUCUACUGCCAGCCUCUUCACUAAGCCUCUCCUGAGAAUGUCCUGAACUCGCCAAGGGUUAGGGUUUGGGUUACUCCCCACAGCAUCAAAUGCAAUCUCAAGGCCCUGUCCUCCGAGACCAGGAAGAUAGGAUGCAGUUCUAAAGAGGGACUCCACGCUGACUCCUCAUUCCCACGGGGCUCCGCCCACACGGUUGGCCAGGUCCCUUCCAUUGUCUUCACCUGUGUCCCUCCACUCCUCUCGGCCCAGGGGGAGAAAUAGAAAGAGCCACGCCCCAGAGUGAGGGGAUGGAUUCAUAUCCCAACUCUGUUGCUUGCACACCAGGGAGACCGGAGCCAACGGAGCUUCAGCCCCCUCAGUGUAGGAAGGGGACUGUGGUGCCUUCAUCCAUUCUAGCGUGGCACAUCAGCUAGGACUUUAGCAGUCCCUGGAUCAGGCACUGUUGCCCUGCCUCUGAGAAAUAAAGCAGGUGGAGCGGAACGGAGCCUGCAGGCUUUGCUGCAGGACACAGCCAGACACGAGGAGACUCAUCCCCACAGCGUCCGUCAACAGGAGCUUAGAUCUACAGUCAUUCCUGUCUCCCCGCUGUCAGGCCAAGACCCAAGCCAUGAGAGCAGCUUGCCUUCUCCCCUGACCCUGCAAGCAUCACGUAAGAUCUAACCACAGGAAUGUCUUCAUGCCUUCACUGACUCGGUCUCAUUGAUAGGUGCGCAUUGCAAAUUCCAGUUCUGCAACACAAAACACUAGGUUUCAGAUAGCUCUCUGCCCCGUGCUGAUCGUAAUAACCAUUUCAGAAGUCUCUCCCAGAUGGUGGCCCCAUUGGGGAAGCUGUGGCCUGUUGCUCACUGCGGCACGUCUGAUAUCUCCUUGGCAGUCUCUAUGUUUGUGUCGAGGAUGACAGACAGACUGAGUCACGUCCCCCACAAGGAUGUCCAACUUUCUGUCAUUGCGACACAACCCUGUCAUAUACAAAGGUCACAACUGAGAACCUCAAAAUUGAGUUGCCAAAGUGGGGGCCUGGAGAGAUGCCUCAGUGGUUAAGAGCACUGGCUGCUCUCCCAGAGGACUGCAGUUAGAAUCCCAGCACCUUCGUAGCGGCUGACAAUGGUCUGUAACUCCAGUUCCAGAUGACACAACACCCUCUUCUAAUAUCUGAGGACACCAGAUGUGCAUUGUGAACAGACAUACAUGCAGACAAACACCCAUACAUAUAAAAUAAGAUUUUUUUUAAAAAAAACUGGUUUUUCAAAAUAGGCUCUCUCUCUAUGUGGCCUUGACUGUCCUGAAACUCUCUAUAUAGACCAGGCUGGCCUAGAACUCAAAGAAAUCCACCUGCCUCUGCCUCCUGAGUGUUGGGAUCAACGCUAUGCACCACCAUGACAGGCUGAGUAAAUAUAUGUUUUAUUUUCAAAAGCAUCAUAUAAUGUUUUAAUUAAGUUUAAGCUUUGAUGUUGGUUCGUAUUUACUGCUGUCCUGGGUCACAUGGUUAGACAUGUCUACAGCGUGUCUAUUUCACCUGUAAUUCUGUCAAUAAACGUUGGGUUUCCUUGCAGUUUUUAACAA
Molecule: messenger RNA, 3759 nt
Organism: Apodemus sylvaticus (European woodmouse)
Lineage: Eukaryota; Metazoa; Chordata; Mammalia; Rodentia; Muridae
Gene: Cx3cr1
Product: C-X3-C motif chemokine receptor 1
Exons: 3
Coding region: 413-1477 (354 amino acids)
Biological process (GO): chemotaxis; cell adhesion; immune response
Cellular component (GO): membrane
Molecular function (GO): C-X3-C chemokine receptor activity
Source: RefSeq, a predicted model, not a curated record